Messenger RNA from Morus notabilis, 2384 nucleotides. RefSeq lists its product as uncharacterized. Gene Ontology annotation, molecular function: calmodulin binding. Lineage: Eukaryota; Viridiplantae; Streptophyta; Magnoliopsida; Rosales; Moraceae. The coding region runs from base 373 to 2271 and encodes 632 amino acids. The record is from RefSeq and is a predicted model, not a curated record. The transcript is spliced from 3 exons.
UCGUUAAUCCAUUUUUCUCUGUCCUAUUUUUUCUCGAUCUUCUCCUCCGCCAACUACAAACUUCUUUCCUUCUGUCUUUCUUUCUAACUUUCUCGGAAAAAAAAAAAAAGAAAGGUUUAUUUUUAUCUUUUUGCUGCAAAUAAACGCGCCAAAUUCUCUCUAGUAUUGAAAAGAAAGACAGGCAAGCAAAACAACCAACAUUUCUAAUCAUAGAAGACUUCUUGUUUUCUUUUCUUUUCUAUUCUUUUCUUCCGAGGAUUGCAUAACAAAACAAGGUUAGCAACCUUGUGAAGCUUUCAAAGCUCAAUAUUGAAACUACUAUUUCUUCAUCAGAUUACUGGUGUUGAGUUUUGCUAUUAAAUAUUGAUAAUCAUGGCUGAGGCAAGCGUUGAAAUCCCAAUAAUCCCAGAAAAUAUUGAGCCUGAAACUGUUGGUGUCAAAAGGAAUGCCACUGAAAAAAUAAGUCCACUAAACGGCGGAGCAAAGGUUCUUUCUCGCUAUCUUAGAGCUUCCCCAGGUUCCUGCCAUGAUUAUUGCAAGUAUGGAAGAAAACAUGGAUUUGAUGCAAAGGAAAGGAUUCCAUUACGGAAAUGGAUCAAAGCACGAAAAGUUGAAGGCCAGGGUCUCGAAAUGACUGUUUCUUCAGCUGACAGGAAGAUGAAAUUUGUGAUAAGCCCUAAGCCUUGUCAAGAUUCUGAAACCAAGAAACAUGAUAAUCUGGAUGCCAACAAGAGAGAAGUUUCCUCAUCCUUGAAUAAAGAAACCGCCUCUUCAGUUUCACAAGAAGAUUUAUCUGCCCUCGAAGGAAUAGUAGAUGUUUCUAGGGAAGAAGAUCCUGACAGUUCGAAUUCGAAGCUGGAGCAAUCAAAGCCAUCUUCUCUUCCAAGUGCAGCAUAUGUUGAAACCAAAAAAGGCAAGGAAUCACAAGAAAGUUCAACCAGUAGAAAAACAAGCAAAAUCAGAAGCAAAGAAACAACGAAAUUGGUAUUGGGAGAGAGAAAGGUUUUGGUUCCUCCUUCCAUUCCCUUGUCCCCCAAGCGUUCUCUUAGGAGAGUUUCUGAUAUCACUACUCGAAACUCUCAAAACCUUAAAGGGGAGUCUCAUCUGAAGAGCCAAAACAAGGUUAAAAAUAGUAUAAAACCUGAGCAUACAAGCAAUGAGGACGUUCCAGAAAAGACUUUGUAUGUCAUUGAAUCAACUAUUGAGAACAGAACUUCGGAACCAACUCAAGAGGAUGUUAAUACCACUCAAUUGUCUCAAUCCUCUACUAGUACUACUCACUCACCUCCAUCCUCUCGGAAGAACUCAAGAUCCAAUGUAUCCGGAAGUCAUGCCUCCCGGUCAACCCCCUUUCCUUCACUUGGGAAGAAAGGCCUCAGACGUACAAAACAUGAAACUCGAAGUACAGAACCACCUUUGGCUUCAUUGCAAUCAUCGUCAUCAUCCAUAUCUCCGUCAGAGUGCCUUGAUGGCAAAGAAAAUGGUCUUGGUGGCACGUCUCUGCAGCAGACAGAGGUAAUUGAGAAGAAGAAGAAGAUGGUCAAUUCGAAAGUGGAUCAAAAGAUGAUAGCCAAUGUGAAAGUGGAACGCAGGAACUGCGCUCGAAAGGUUGGAAUAGUCGUCUCAGACAGUAAGAGCUCCGCUGCCCAGAAGCUGAAAUUCAGGAGAGGAACAAUACUUGACCUUAAACCUGCGGACAGUACUCCUAGGAGACUCAAAUUCAGGCGAGUGAAAUAUCUCGGGGAGAUCCAAAAUGGUAAAGAAGAUAUCAAAAAGGCAAGCGUUAAAAGCAAUGAAGCUGCUGUUGCCGAAUCUGCUGAUUUUGGCACUAAAACCAAACCGGAGAAAGUUGUUUCAAGAAACCAAAAUGCUGAUAGUUCUAGUAGUACUAUUGCAAGGAGAAGCUGGAGGAGGAAGGGCACUGGUGAAGGCGAGGCGAUUAAUACCAUUACCAAGACAAGCUCGGAGAAAGUUAUCUCGAGACGUCAAAACGCAGAAGUUGCCACCAGAAGAAGCUUUAGGAUGAGGGAAGUUAUUCGUGGCGAGUUGAGUGGUGCUAGUAAAACGAAUUCGGAGAAAGUCGUUCUGAGACACCGGAAUGUGGCGGGAAAGAAAGAAGUGCGGAGUUUGUUCAAUAAUGUGAUUGAAGAGACCGCAAGUAAGCUUGUGGUGACUAGGAAGAGCAAGGUCAAGGCUUUGGUUGGUGCUUUCGAAACCGUGAUCUCUCUUCAGGACGCUAAACCCGCGGCCACAGCUGGAGGUGCAUCUUGAUUGUUGAGUUUCAAGAGGUUUGUUUGUUUGUUUGCUUCUUAUUUAUUGAACUUGUAAUUACUCUGUACAUAAGAAAAAAAAAAGCAAAGAAGAAAUUAAAACAAUAGUAUUGG